Molecule: messenger RNA, 351 nt
Organism: Ochotona princeps (American pika)
Lineage: Eukaryota; Metazoa; Chordata; Mammalia; Lagomorpha; Ochotonidae
Gene: TRIAP1
Product: TP53 regulated inhibitor of apoptosis 1
Exons: 2
Coding region: 1-231 (76 amino acids)
Source: RefSeq, a predicted model, not a curated record
AUGAACAGCGUCGGGGAGGCUUGUACGGACAUGAAACGCGAAUACGACCAGUGCUUCAAUCGCUGGUUUGCUGAGAAGUUCCUUAAGGGGGACGGCUCCAGAGAUCCGUGCACCGAACUCUUCAAGCGCUACCAGCAGUGUGUUCAGAAAGCAAUCAAGGAGAAAGAGAUUCCCAUUGAAGGACUGGAGUUCAUGGGCCAUGGCAAAGGGAAGCCUGAAAGCUCUUCUUAAUCUUGACAGACACCUUGCAGCUGUAUCCCUCACAUCAGGAAACUGAGGACCCAGGAAUUGUGUCAACUAAUAUUGUGAACCCAGCCGUUGCGGUUUGCCGCGGGGUCCAGGAGGGCACAG